CUAUGCAUUUUGUCUAUGCUAUGAAAAGCUUCAAAUUAAAAAAAUAGGCGAGCGUUUUGGACAAAAUUAUAACGCUUCAACAAAUUUUGCUCAACUUAACUCUAUGUAUUUUUAACUGGUUAUAGAAAAAACCCUCAAAUCGCAUUUAAACAAGGGCCUGACAUAGCAUCUUAAGAUGGCAGUAAACGUAUAUUCAACUAACGUGACGUCGGAGAAUUUGUCUCGACAUGACAUGUUGGCGUGGGUGAACGAUUGCCUGCAGUCCAGCUUCGCCAAGAUCGAGGAGCUGUGCACAGGCGCCGCGUACUGCCAGUUCAUGGACAUGCUGUUCCCCGGCAGCGUGCCCAUGAAGCGUAUUAAAUUCAAAACAAAUCUAGAACAUGAGUACAUACAAAACUUCAAAAUUCUACAAGCUGGCUUUAAAAAAAUGCAAGUGGACAAGAUAGUACCCAUUGACAAACUGGUGAAGGGUCGUUUCCAGGAUAACUUUGAGUUUUUGCAAUGGUUCAAGAAAUUCUUUGAUGCCAACUACGGAGGCACGGAUUAUGACGCGCUGGCCGCGCGGGAGGGACUCCCGAUGGGGCACGGGGGCGCCUCGGCGCCGCGCGGGGGCCCCAAGAAGCCCGUGGCGCCCGUCGCCAGGGUGCCAGCCAGACCCCAAACCAUCGGAAAGGCCAAUACCGCGGUGCGGUCGCCCCCCGUGAGCAUCUCCAGGUUAAACCAAAGUGCGAAAGGAGACUCCAAAGCCCUGGAUGAACUGAACCUUCAGGUAAACGAACUAAAAGCCACAGUUGACGGCCUCGAGAAGGAAAGAGAUUUUUACUUCGGGAAACUCAGGGACAUAGAGGUGAUCUGUCAAGAGAUGGAAGAGCAACAGAAUGGUCCAAUUGUUCAGAAAAUCCUCGACAUAUUAUACGCGACUGAGGAUGGAUUUGCGCCUCCCGAGGAGAUCGACGGCGACAACCCGCAUCCCCCCGAAGAGGACGAGUAUUGAGCGGGACUUCACACGUAACAUCUACGCGUAUCAUAGUGCUCUUUGUAUAUUAACUCGAAUUUAUCUUGCUUAACCAACACCCAUAUCGAGUGCUUAGUAUUUCACAGCCGAUGAGUCGUGACUGGUGUACAUUGCAACCUCGGUUCGUCUACGGACCGCAGAAUUAACCCUUUCACUGCGUGUCACGCGAUAUCGCUAAGUCUGCUUUAAUUGGCAAGGUAUCUGCAGUGAAAAAAAAAACAAUUAUCUGUUUGUAUAGUUUAUGUAAUCGUAUUUUUUGCGUCAAAUACAUUGUCGCUGUCGCCGACAUUGUUUAAGCAAAAAAAAUCGUAUGUGUAUUGGUAUCAAAAUUUCAAUGUAGUCAGAGACACAACUAAAUACAAAACAAAAAAAUAAUAAAAAUGGAAAAUUGCACUCUAAUUCUAAAUUCGCCUACAUGACAUUUUGACCACAAAAAAAAAACAGCUAUUUUGUAUGUGGCUGUGUGAUACCUAAGUGCAUAACUAUAAACUCUGAGCAUUGUUUCUUGACUGAUUCUGUCUAUAUCUGUGUAAGUUGUUUCGAUGGUAUAAAUCUUCUUGUAUUAUUUACUCUGUGUUGAGAGGUGUUGCUGUGCAGUGUGGUGCAGAAUGUGUGCUUCUUAAUGUCCUUGUAUUUAUCACUGUGGGCCGCCCGUGCCUAUUUACGUGCAUUUAGUAGGUUGUUAAUUAUGAGAUGUUUAAUGUUAUUGUACUUGUUUAAUUCUGUUGAAAUUUCGCAGUUUUCUGAAGUAUAUUGAUGACAAAAUCGUUAGAGUAAAGUGAUGAACAUGUUAGAUCUGAUGUCCGCCGUUUACCACGGUGGUCACAAGCGAUGUCGUAAAAUUUUGUAAGUUUGACAUGUAACUGUACUGUUCUAGACGGCUGUGGAAGUGUAUUGUAGGUAAUCGUUCGGCGUUAUUGGUCCGGGCCCAGUAUUAAACAAUGUAGUUAAGACUAAAGGACAUUAAUGUAACCGAGAAAUGUGUAAUGGUCCGUAUAAAAAUAUACUAAAGUUGUUAACAUAGUAAAUCAAUACACGAGAAUGAUUUAUUUGUCUGCCCUUUCAAUAGAAUGAACUGAAUCAUAGUUAUAACUUUGUCACGUUUUCCUACGAUAGCGUGCUUGCAGUUGCACCCAGGCUAGGUCGAUCAGAUUGCGAAUCAUAUUCCUAUUAGGCAAGAUAUUUGAGUAGAUUUAGGUUAUUGACAUGAUGUAGUUUCAUUAAUUACAUGUUUACAUAUGUAUUUAUACUUCUAAUUAUUAAUUUAAAAAAAAUGCAAAUGUAGGCUCUAUAAUAAUUCAAAUUUACAUGUUAGUUACAUGUUAUCAUAUCCCUUCAAAAUAAAGUUCAUAAAAAUAAUUUGGUAUAUAAAACGAUAAAAUUGUAUUAAUUAGCACUCCUGAAGCCUGAAUAAGAUUUAAAGAAAUUAGUAUUUUAAGAAAGAGGGUUAUGGAAAAAAUUAUAAACAUUUAUUAUAUACUCUUGUAAUACAAAAGAACUGUAAAUGACAAUGGAAUAAAUGCCCAAUUUGUUUUAAGUUAUAUCUGAAAUUGUGUCAGUCUGCCCUAGCUAGGUAUAAAUAAUACUCUUAUAAUUUGAAAACUUCUUUUUUUAUGUAAUGCAUUAUUAUUCUCCAUAAAUCUGGAAAAUUCGCAAUGUCCAGAUAUUUCAAGUUUUGUAUAUUUUAUCCUUUUAAAUUUUGCUAAGUAUCUAAUAACUUUAAGAUUAUAUCGAUAAAACUGUAUAUCAAAAUUAUACUUGAACAAAAUAAAGAGCCUAAUAGAUUUUAGCACAGUAAUAACAAAAUGUUAAAUAUUGGAACGAUGUGCUAACACUGAAAUUGAGGAUGACACCAACAAUAAGUUGCCAGAAAUUGAUGACUCCAAUAAUUUAUUUUAACUUUCGCAUAGGUAUGUAAACUGCCUUAACAACAAUCAUUUUCAAUGCCUCUAAUUUCAGAUUGUAAAAUAAAUGUCUUAUCAAAUAAAUAAAUCUUUAUUA
Messenger RNA from Leguminivora glycinivorella, 3016 nucleotides. It is a transcript of the gene Eb1, whose product is annotated as microtubule-associated protein RP/EB family member 1. The coding region runs from base 176 to 994 and encodes 272 amino acids. NCBI's taxonomy places the organism in Eukaryota, Metazoa, Arthropoda, Insecta, Lepidoptera, Tortricidae. Gene Ontology annotation, cellular component: microtubule plus-end; cytoplasmic microtubule; microtubule organizing center. Gene Ontology annotation, molecular function: microtubule plus-end binding. The record is from RefSeq and is a predicted model, not a curated record. The transcript is spliced from 7 exons. Gene Ontology annotation, biological process: spindle assembly; regulation of microtubule polymerization or depolymerization; protein localization to microtubule plus-end.